UAUUAAUAACAAAACAGAAAAUAUAGGAUAAAGGUGGAUAAAUCUUAACAAUACAGGGGUCUUGUUGAUAAAAUUCAAGGGAUAGAUAUUCCUCUGUUUCCCUGAGCUUGGGCAACAAGUCCAACUUCUCUCCUUAAGAAUUAAGAAAGAGAGACCAGAAACGAAGACCUCAUUAAUCAAAGCUCAAAAUCGCCUUCAAUGGAUGCUAAGAUCGGACAAUUCUUUGACUCCGUUGGUUCCUUCUUCAGCGGCAGCGAUAAGAUCCCAUGGUGUGACGGAGAUGUCAUCGCUGGGUGUGAAAGAGAGGUUCGAGAGGCCACAGAUGCUGGCUCUGAAGAUCUUAAGAAAGAGUGCUUGAUGCGAUUGUCUUGGGCUCUUGUUCAUUCCCGUCAAACCGAAGAUGUUCAACGAGGAAUAGCCAUGCUUGAAGCAUCUCUGGAAAGCAGUGCCCCUCCUUUAGAGGACCGAGAGAAGCUCUAUCUUCUUGCUGUUGGAUAUUACAGAAGUGGGGACUACUCAAAGAGCAGGCAGCUCGUGGACCGCUGUAUCGAGAUGCAAGCUGAUUGGAGACAAGCUUUGGUCCUAAAGAAGACCAUCGAAGACAAAAUCACAAAGGAUGGUGUUAUAGGGAUAGGGAUCACUGCUACAGCCUUUGGAGCUGUGGGUCUCAUAGCCGGUGGUAUCGUAGCAGCUAUGUCUCGCAAAAAAUGAAAACCACAACCAUGACUUCUUCUCUGUGUAUACAAUGGCAGCUUACUUUUUUUUUCCAAGUUUUUUAUCCUCUUUGACUGUGUUUUCCACUGCUUGCUUCACAAUUUGAAUAAUUUUUCAGAGUUUUAUAAUAUGUGUAAGCCUGAGUUGGAUAUUUCACCUUUCCUUAAAUUUGGUUUUACCAUUUCUACC
Molecule: messenger RNA, 903 nt
Organism: Arabidopsis lyrata subsp. lyrata
Lineage: Eukaryota; Viridiplantae; Streptophyta; Magnoliopsida; Brassicales; Brassicaceae
Product: mitochondrial fission 1 protein A
Exons: 5
Coding region: 199-711 (170 amino acids)
Biological process (GO): mitochondrial fission; peroxisome fission; autophagy of mitochondrion
Cellular component (GO): mitochondrial outer membrane; peroxisomal membrane
Molecular function (GO): protein binding
Source: RefSeq, a predicted model, not a curated record